GCUGCCGCCGCCGUCACCGCCGCCGCCGCUGCCGCCGUCGUCGACCUCGCUGAGUGAAUCCUUCCGGUAGUCGGUGAAAAUCUCGUCGGUGGUUGUACUCCUCCGAGUCCUCCGUGCCGGGACGCCGGACGGGCAUCCUCCCCGAUAGUCGCGGUCGUUAGUUUGUGCGCGUGCGACUUCGUCGGUACUCCCGCGCCCUGAGAGAGAGAGAAUCGCUUUUUGGACAAGAGGAAGCCGCCAGGUGCGCGCGUCCGCUCCGCGGAGCUGCGAAUCGCUCGCCGGCGCCGCUCGCACGCCGCGUGCGGGAGAGAGAGAGAGACAAAGAGAGAGAGAGAGAGAGAGAGAGAGAGAGAAGAAGAUGUCGAGCUCGCAGCGUAUGCGAAAGUCCUCGCCAUGCUCGAAGCAGGGUCCGAUGCGCGCCACCCUGCCCGUGAGCUCGUUGCUCAGGCAGAGCCGGCAAGGAAGCAGUCUACGGAAAAGUAACAGCAACAGUCCCACCGUCUCGCCGACGAACGCGGCGGCCUGGCGGGCGCGCAUCUCGCCAGAGACGUCGUCUUCCUCGGGACAGCGGAGCCCCGGGUCCCUGUCCUAUAAAGCCAAAUCAAAAACGUUGAGCGGCCGCUGCACCGAUAGCUUGAGUGGAAGCCAAAACAUUCGACGAACAGCAUCGCUGGAUACCAUCUACUUGAAAGGACAGUGGCCACGUGACUCUUAUUAUCUGCAUUCCAGUCUUCUUCUGGUAGAUAAGUCUACUCAGACGGAAGAAUGGUCCAACGAACCGAGAAAAAUGCACACUCGUCACCCCACAGAUGAAAAAUUGGACACUCGUCAAAACACCACAGAUGAGAAAAAUCCUAAAGAAAAUUCUGUAGGAUUGGAAAAAUCUUACUUCAGGCAUCGGCACCUUGAUGCAUCGCCUCUUGAUGCAUUAUGUCGCAGAUUACAACGUUCAAAAGAAGGUACCAGCAGUAGAGAACGGACAGCGGCAUUUGGACUAAUCAUGCCAGGUCCACCGCCCGCACUUCCCGGAGAUCACUCAGUACUUCUGCCCAGUAUUGCUUCACAGACAUCUAUGCACAAUCAAUUCAGUUUGAGUACAAAAGCGAGUCCCAUGAAUAUCCCGAUGAAACCGAUGAGGCCUCCGAUGCGUUCGUCCAUCGAAGGACUCAAUCAGGAAAUCGAAGGAUUCGUGCUCAAAUCUUCGGCCAAUACCAGCGACGCAGACCAUCCAGUAGAAGACAAGUAUGCACGAUAUCGCGAACAAAUCACACCCGAAGGACAUCGCGCUCCUUUAGCAGACCUACUGCGGGCCACUCGGAGUGUUAACACACAAACGCCGGCUACCGACCUUCCCUCCAGUUCUUAUUCUUCAGGCCCUCCAUCUAGGAAUUCUGAGUCUCCGCUGAUUCCUGGUGUUAUGGAUGCGUCCCGUCCGCCUAGCGAUCUCUUACAAGGCGGAAGCCGCGGGUCAACGCCUGAACAAGACAGAGAAGGACGUCUCGGCACCUCCCCUCAUAUUAACAGGUUCCUGGCGAGAGAACCACCCGAUGGCUGUGAGAAAGUCAACCUCAAAUUCGUGGAAGAAGCAAGGCGGCCCAAAGAUUUGAGCAAACUAGACUAUUGCCCAAAGCCGUGCGUACCAUUCCAAUUGAAACCUAGCUUGGGAUCAGCGUUCCUGCCAUUGCAACAGCCGGCCAGUCCGACGAUGGUCGCGAGUGCAUCACCCUCCGCGCAUACAACACCGACCACACCUCCUCCAAAUCCAUAGUCCCACUCUUUACCCUACGGUGUUACACCUAUAAGCCCGAUUAGUAGACAUACACACAUAUAUGUAUACAUAUAUAUAUAAUACAUAUAUAAAUGUGUAUAUGUAUAUGUACAUAUAUAUAUAUAUAUAUACAUAUAUAUAUUUUUUUUUAACGACCAUGUGGGUAGGAAGUGAUUUACUUCGACAUAAAGGCAGAUAUACACCGAUAAAAGGAAAAGUUACCGAACAAAGAGGAGAAAAAGAACAGCCUGUUCCCAGUGCGCCCCGACAGUCGCGCUGCGAGCAUCGUAAAUUGUGUAAUUAAAAAGAGUUGCGAUGAUUGCAUUGAUAUAAAGAAAAAAAAAGAGAAAAGAAAGAAAAGAAGUAUUGGAAGGCAUCUGAGCUCCGUUAUAAUGUUCGAAACAAUAAUAAAUACGAGGAACAAUAAUUUGUGAUAACUAAAGAAAAAAAUUACAAAAAGAAGACAAACGACAACGUUUAGGAAUGAACAUUGUGUUCUACAGGGAAAAAGACUAAUGAAAUUGUGUAUUCUAAAUUUAGUGCUAAAGUGUGCUAAACGACUUUAGUUUUGUAUACACGGAUAAAUAUUCAAGAUGAGACAAAAAGAAGUAUUAAAUUUGAUUGUUGGAAUAAACGGAAAUUAUACGGAUACAAAGGAAAAGAGCAUGUGUGCACUGUAUAUAUGUAUACAUAUGUAUACACAUGUGUACGCAUAUAUACCCAUAUGUAUAUACAUCGCUGCCCGUCUAUGAUGUUUUCAUUAAAUUUUUAUCGUUUCAAGUAAUUCGACUAAGUAGUGACAGAGAGGGAGAGAAAGAGAGAGAGAGAAGGAAAAAGAGAGAGAGAGAGAGAGAGAGAGAAAGAAAGGUGAAUGAUUUGUUAUAGAAUUUGUAUCGUUUUGUAUUAUUACUUGUACGCUAAAAAUAUUCUCAAACUAUUAUUGUACGAGGAGCUAGAAAAAAUAUUGUAUCCCUGUGCAUCUUCGUCUCACGGAAGUGGUCUCACACGAGGAGGUUUUCUGUUCAGGGCGAAACGUGCGGGCAGUUGGUUGUCACGAACUUGACACGUCGUGUGCACGUGGAUGUGCACAAAUUUAUUUCCAAUCGAAUAUAUAAGUUGAUUUAAUAUUUUUAACUUAAGAUUCACAAUCAAAGAAUCAAAGUCUCAAUAUUUCAGAGCGUUGCAUUCGCUGUUAAUAAGACACUUUCUCCUCGUCGUUCUUCCGUUUUGUGUCGACGAUGAUACCAUAGGGCUGCGAUAUAUUUUUCGUUUAUCUUAUGUUACGUUAGAUAAUCUGAAUAUGUACAACCAACACACAACAUGCAGUGACAGGUUGACGAAUGUAUGACAGAAUGACCCAACGACACAAGAUGGAUAUGUAUUGAGUACAGAGAUGAUGAAUGAUAAUAUUAAAUAUUGAUUGAAGUGACGCGACAUGUGCUUUCGCCAGUGUGGUAUCAGAUGUGCAUAAAAAAAAGAAAAACGGCUCCCUAAUCUGGCGUGGAAUACAGAUGUGCGUGUAUGUUUUUUGUAUAAACGCGGAUGAUUAUUUCGAAAAAUAUAUAAUCUGCGUCUUAUGCAAGCGACAGUAUGCAUGUGUUGUAAUAUCAGAAUCCUGAUAUUAAGCCAUCCACGAAUAACUUUGAUAACAAAUGAUUGUUAACAAGAAGCACGUUAUACACGUGAAAUGUUCACUAAAGUGCAGGAUGGUUACUCAUUUCUAAAAAAAGAAAAAAAAAGAAAAGUAAAGAAAAAACUUGUGUUGCAUUACAUUAGACAAUUAGAAAAUUGAAGAAAGAAAGAAAAAAGAUUAGAGAUGAGAAAAAUGGGUGUGUCGCUUCCAUUUUUACCGAAGAUACUUAUCGCGAUAUUAAUUAACAAAGAUCUUAAAGGAGAUUAUUAAAAUACGAAUGUGAAAAAGAGAAAAUGCGAGGGAGAGAGCGAAUGGAAAAAAAUUGUAAGUUAUUCGUGCGAUGGGUUAAGUUAUUGUUUAGUAUACGCAGACACAUAGCCACUCAACGAGUUCAAUUUAUUUUUUGCUUUCUAAUACGAACGUUUUGCAAACGGUUUUUAUAGAUUACAGUCAGUGGAGAAGAGAAAAUAAGAAUCUUAAUAUAGAGUGUAAAGUCGAGAGUGGAAGAAAGCGAUUUUUUAAAUACAAUAGUAAAAUAUACUUUCUAAUAAUAUAAUGUAUAUCUAGCUACGCGCGACAGUGAAGAAGAGGAGGAAGAGAGGAAGAGGAGGAGGAAGAAAAGACGAAGAAAAAUAAGAAGAGAAAGAGGAAGAAAAAGAUGAAGAAGAAAAGAAUGUUAACACAUAAGUACCUGGCACACUGGUCUAUGCUCUCUCUUAUCCAGCUCACUAGGAAGUUCAUGCCUUAGAAUGCGUGGUAAGGUGUGCUACAUAGACAAGAAGGUUAAUCAGAGGGUCAGGAUACACGCAAAACGCACUGGCUAGUUUAAAGUGUACACAAUACAAAGAUACUGUAGUAUUUACUAGCUUAAGAGAACCUCGUUUUUAUUUAUUUUGCUACAGAUCUAUAAACGACACCUCGUAAAUACCACCUUGUCGCAUCGAUACUUCAGUGUGAACGUAAAGCAGCUUCGAAGGAAAAAAAAUGAAAAAAAAAAGAAUAACAGCGUAUUCAAUCACACGUAAUUCUGUCUUGUUCGUGCUUUGCACCUACGCGGAGGACUUUCCGACGUUUUAACGCGAGUGAAACGAGAGGUGGGAGCAGGUUUUUUCGUAUUUUCAACAGUGAGUAGUAGUUGAGGAAAGAGGAAAAUGAGAAAGAAAAAGACAAAAAAAGAGGAUCAUUUCAGCGAAUACGCGCUAGCCUCGUUACUUUUCACCGCACUCUCUCAAAGGCUCCACUUUUUAACCUUCGUGUACUUGCAUAAUGUGUUAUCAUUACUGUUAGCUUUUGUUGUCAAUCUCAUGAAACGGAGUUAAUGCGUAAUGAAGACUGCUGAAACUCAAAGAGAUCGCCUGUCAUAUUCGUAUAUACCUGAGAAAAGACCUAAAGUCAAAUAAAAUUAGGCUCAAAUCACACCGCAAUUUUACCUAUGUAAGUAUACUCUCUUUGUAAUUCAUUACUAAGUAAUCUCCUUACGUGACUACCGGUACAUUCUCUCUACAUAUCUAAAUCUGAGCAGGCUUCAGAAUGGCAAAAUGAUUAUGUCAAUUAAAAAUUCGUUUAACCUUAGGACUGUCUAGAUGUAUUGUUGCAGUAUCUUGCACAAAACGAAGAAAAAAAAAUGAUUGUUGAACGUGUAUUGUAAUUCGUAAGAUGCUCAGAAUUAUACAAACUUUCCAGUACAUAAAAAAAACAUGUAUGUUGUAUAAAAUAUCUUAAAAAAAAAUUUUAUAUACCUGCUGAAAUUAAAAUGCAACUUUUAUUCACUGUUUUAUAAUAAAUAUAUGAAACAUUUAUAUUGUUUUUUUACUCUCUCUCUCUUCUUAUAGAGGAACUCUGUUGCGACCUGUUGUUGUUUCGUCGAGAUUGUCGUUUUUUACAUGUGUACGCGUGUAAAUGUUGUAUGUAAUGUUCACAUGCAACACGAGAGCGAUAUGUUACUUGCGACGAUUGAACGCCACGUGUAUCACUUGGAAAAGUUUGAAAUUUUGCGUUAUAGUUUCACUCCUAAGGAGGUGUUUCGAUCGUCAAGAUGUAACUUGCAAUUGUUCACGAACGAUCAUAAAUGAGCAGAAAAGUGGAAAUACCAUAUAUCGCAUUACAAUCUGUCGUGUUAAUUUACUUGGAAAAUUCAACUGUAAGAACUCACAGACGCAGGUUUGGCAUCUCCCGUGUGUUCCGCAAAGAGUAUCUUACAACGUUAAUUUUUUAUACCAUCAAUUUUACCCCGCUCCGUUUUGAGAUCAUUUCGAGCGCUUGUUUGACUUCUGGCCGGUCCUAAGGCUAAAUCGACGUUACUCAGCGAAGAGGAAAUCAGAGCGUGUGUAAAUAAUAAGCUGUUGACGCUUCUUGUAUUAACAACUCAGACGACAUAGUUUCCCCGUGAAGCGAAACGACCGAAGCUCGUCGCGCGGACAUUCCGCGUCGUAAAAUAUAUUUACAAAGUGUACAAGUUACAAAAAAUUAUAAAUGCGUAAGAAUGCGUGCUGUCCACCACGAGCGGCUGGAUAUCUGAAACCUGUUUGACAAUUGUAGGUCAAUGUGUGAUAUAUUACAUGCACGCACAGCAAGACCAUUUGUUAACGUGUAAAAUGUGCUAUUACGUUCUUUCCGUUUUUUUUCCUUUUUUCUUUUCUUUUUUUAAGAAUGAUGUUUUUAGUCUUUCUUUCUUUCUUACGAUACACAUAUAUGUAUACUUCGUUAUUCUGGACAAUUUUUAACGCGGAAAUAAUGCUUUUGUGUGUGUGUGUGUGUGUGUGUGUAUGUGUGUGCAUGCGUGAAUACGUAUGCGAGUGUGUACGGUAGGAAAUGUUUUACGAGAUAUUUUUCGAUUAGUGCUACUUGGCCCGAGAAUCAGUCCUGUAUCAGUAUUGUAAAAAAAAUAUAUAUAUAUAUAUGAAAUUUUUUUGUAACGGACGAGAAUUCGGUGAAGUACGCGAAAUGAAUAUAUAUCCGGAACAAAGGUAGUGAGAUGCAAUAUUCACGAUGAAUUGUGUGAUACUCGGCGCGGUCGCCAAAAUCGGCUGUCGCGAACACAGCGCGUGACGCGCGAAUAUGAAUCGUAUUUUUGUAAUUACUUUGCACUCUUCGUUGAUUUCGUUCACGCCGUAUAUUCACGCCCGCCGAGACAACCAGCUGAGAUCCCAGAGGCCGGGCGGAUUGUAGACACGCUAUUACUUUCAUUACUCUCCCGUGAUUCUUUCUCCUCUUCCCUUCGUUGGCAAAAGCGUCAAAGCACCAACAGUUUUCAAGCGAUCCUCGAAGAUAACGGGAUGUUCUCGCAGAUGCUGAGUGAAAAAAAAUUCCUCAAAUGACGUCUUUCGAACACCGCCCUCCGAAGUGACGCUCUCGAGAAGAGAGAGAUCGCGAUUGUUGCAAAGCCGGGAAUCGGCCGGGAAGACGACGUCAUCGUGGCGAAAAAAAGCGUCAAUAGCGCGACUCGCUAAAUUCUCCAACGCGAUCUCCGCGCGCAACAUACACAUCCGCAUUACGAAAUUAACGAGCGUGUUAUUGUUAGCGGUCUUGAACUCUGUAGAUAAACACACUUCGCGCCUUUUAGUCCUCCGUCUAUCGAAUGCUUCGAUGCGUGUUACACGGUGCUUCGGGUUGAGAAUGUACAUGUUUGUCUUCUCUCUGCCAUUCUUCGUUCGAGCGAGUGACGUGGAUGAUUCAAUAACGGCCGAUACUACGCGAUUGUGUGACGAUGUUAGCGUACUUUAAGCUGAUUCUCGUGAACAAUUGGACGUGCACAUCGACCGUCGCGCGGUCGCUUCGCGAAGCGACAUAUAAUUCUCUCACCGAUUCUCAUUCUCUUCGCGUGUGACCGUAGGGAAGAGAAGAGAACAAUGUUAAUAGCGAUAAGUAUACUCGUAUAUAAGUCAGAGCAUACCCUGUGCUAUAUUAAGGAGAGAUAAUAAGAGGAUAAAACUAAAGGGAACUUCUCUCUCAAUAUGGAAAGGUGAGCACAGCCAAAGUGUUGCCUAGUACAAAUAUAUUGUAAAGAAAAUCGCGGACUGUUGGUCGAACAGGCCCUUCGAAAAGUGCUAAUCCGCGCGCUCUCUCGCGCGCGGGUUCCUCUUUCACCCGCUCUCCCCCUUUCCCUCGCCCUCUCCGCGAGGCACACCAGAAUCGAUGUUUGAUCUUACGCGAGAGCUCCCUCUUUGUAUUAUCUUACCUCUCCAUAGUGAGAACAAUAUAUUCUAUGUAAAUUGUUGAAAAUUUGUGGUUUUUUCUACACGCGCAAUUAGUUUGUACUCUCUCUCCGAUCUACUCUAUCUACCGGCAUAAUACCGUACAUGUACUUAUUCCGAUAACGAUAUGCACCUUUAUUUUUGUCAUAAGGGAUAAAUGGAAAAAAGUGUACCUUUUUAUAUUACUAUUAAGGCGCCUUAUGCAUAAAUAAACUUUUUAGAAAAACGGGA
Messenger RNA from Harpegnathos saltator (Jerdon's jumping ant), 7825 nucleotides. RefSeq names its product protein FAM117B. Lineage: Eukaryota; Metazoa; Arthropoda; Insecta; Hymenoptera; Formicidae. The coding region runs from base 359 to 1768 and encodes 469 amino acids. The record is from RefSeq and is a predicted model, not a curated record. The transcript has 9 exons.